This is a messenger RNA of Musca vetustissima, 2826 nucleotides long. Its product is annotated as aminopeptidase N-like. Gene Ontology annotation, cellular component: cytoplasm. Gene Ontology annotation, biological process: peptide catabolic process; proteolysis. Gene Ontology annotation, molecular function: peptide binding; zinc ion binding; metalloaminopeptidase activity. The transcript is spliced from 5 exons. The record is from RefSeq and is a predicted model, not a curated record. NCBI's taxonomy places the organism in Eukaryota, Metazoa, Arthropoda, Insecta, Diptera, Muscidae. The coding region runs from base 1 to 2826 and encodes 941 amino acids.
AUGGCAAAUCGCCUUUGUCUAACGCUGGCGGCAAUUUGCCUCUUGGCCACCCUGGCCCUGACAAAUGCCUACACUCAUUAUCGUCUACCCACGGCCAUACAACCAGAUCGCUACAAAUUAAAGGUGAUAACCCAUUUGGAAAAUCCUGCCAAUUUAACCUUUAAUGGUCAGGUAUCGAUACGCUUCAAUGUCCUCGAAGAUACCAAUAACAUUACGUUGCAUGUUCAAAAUUUAACUGUCGACGAAUCGAGGAUACAACUUAAAAGCUAUGCCGAUAAGAAAUUCCGCCUGUGCAAGGAGUCGGUGGAUACGGUGGCCGAACAGGAUUACUAUAUUAUACGUUUGUGUCAGACCCUCAAAAAGGGUGAAAUGUAUAAAUUGAAAUUGUAUUUCUCGGGGAUAUUGAGUGAAAAACUGCAUGGCUAUUAUCGAAGUUCGUACGUGGCCAAGGAUACCAAUGAGACGAGAUGGCUCUCGGUUACCCAAUUUGAACCGGCCUCAGCACGUGCAGCCUUCCCCUGUUUCGAUGAGCCCAAUUACAAGGCCAAGUUUAUUAUAUGGCUGGGCCAUCAUAAGUCCUUGACAGCUUUGAGUAAUAUGCCCUUGGAGAAGCAGAUGCCAGUAAAUGGCCUUCCCGAUUUCAUUUGGAGUGUAUUCGAAGAAUCCGUCCCCAUGUCCACCUAUCUGGUAGCCUACACCGUCAAUGAUUUCAUGUACAAAGAAUCCAAAGUUGAGGGUUCCGAUGUUGUAUUCCGUACCUGGUCUCGUGGUGGUUACAUCGAUCAAUGUGAUUAUGCCGCUGAAGUUGGUCCGAAUGUCUUGAAAUAUUACGAAGAAGUAUUUGGUAUCCCCUUCCCCCUCAAGAAGGUCGAUGAAAUUGCCAUACCCGAUUUUAGCGCUGGCGCUAUGGAAAAUUGGGGUCUCAUAACAUAUCGUGAAACGGCAUUGCUUUUCGCACCCAAUGUAUCCUCGGAAUCGAAUAAACAACGUAUUGCCGAAGUUAUUGCCCACGAAUUGGCCCAUCAAUGGUUCGGCAAUUUGGUCACCAUGAAAUGGUGGACUGAUUUGUGGUUGAAUGAAGGUUUCGCCACCUACAUUGCCAGUUUGGGUCUCAAGAACCUCAGCCCUGAAUGGGAUUCCUAUAAUGCCGAUUCUUUGGAUAAUUCCAUAUCGAUAUUCCGUCGUGAUGCCCAGCUCAGCUCUCAUCCCAUAUCGCAGCCGAUAUUGAAUACCAGUCAAAUUGGCGAACGUUUCGAUUCGAUUUCGUAUAAAAAGGGUUCCGCCGUUUUGAGAAUGUUACAUAUGCUGCUCGGUCAGGAUGGUUUCUUUGAGGGGGUGCGUGACUAUCUGAUGAAACAUAAAUACGGCAACGCCGAACAGGAUGAUCUGUGGGCUGCCUUCACCGAAAAGGCACACAAAUUCGAUCGCAUUGAACCGAAAUACGAUAUGAAAGUAAUUAUGGAUUCAUGGACCCUACAGACCGGCUAUCCUUUGGUGAAAAUUAAUCGUAACUACGAGACGGGAGCGAUUGAAAUAACCCAACAUCGGUAUUUGGAAAAUAAUUCGAUUUCCGAUGAAGAGGCCAAGAAAUGUUGGUGGGUGCCGUUGAGUUAUACCACCCCUAAGGAAUUGGAUUUUGAAAAUACCACACCCAAAGUGUGGAUGGAAUGUGAUGAGUCGGGUCGAAGUGUACCAUUGAAAUUGGAAAAUGUUGCUGGUCCUCAGGAAUGGAUUAUUUUCAAUCUGCAGCUGUCGGGUGUUUAUCGUGUUAUGUAUGAUUUUGAAAAUUGGCGGCUGCUGAAUGCCACCCUGAAUAGUGAUAAAUUCAAUACGAUCCACGUGAUGAAUCGUGCCCAUUUGAUCGAUGAUGUUAUAUCGUUCGCUUGGAGUGGUUAUCAUGAUUAUGACAUCACGUUUGAUGUAUUGGAGUAUCUGACGAAGGAACGGGAAUAUUUACCAUGGAAAUCGGCUUUGGAUGGUUUGAGCAAUGUUAUUCGCCUGUUGAGACCGUUCCCCGAACAACAUGACUAUUUUAAGACCUAUUUACGUUACAUCAUCGAACCCAUCUAUAAUCACGUCGAUGGCCUCAAUCAUUCUCUCGAAUCCUCAAAAUCACACUCGGAAAUUCUUCUCAAAUCUUUGGUAACUGGCUGGGCCUGUCGCAUAGAAUUGGAAGAUUGUGUCAAGUCGGCUGUCGCUUAUUUCCAACAAUGGAAAUUAUCGAAAAAUCCCGAUGAUGAAAAUCAAAUUCCUGCCGAUUUAAGACCCACGGUCUAUUGUACCGCUAUCCGCCAUGGUGACAAAGAUGAUUGGCAAUUCUUGUGGCAACGUUAUCGUGCCUCCAAUGUGGCUACCGAAAAGAGAACCAUUAUCGUAUCACUGGGAUGUUCGCGCAACGAAAAGGUCUUGCGGGAUUAUAUCGAUUUGACAUUCGAUAAGGCGGAAUAUAUACGCACCCAGGAUGUAACAUUUGCCUUUAGCUCGAUAGCACGCAGUGAAGUGGGUGCGCCACUUGCCCGAGACUAUUUUGCCGAAAAUCUUGCCGCUCUGCACAAUUUCUUUGGUCCUCAAUCAACGGAUUUGGGUCGCCUACUAUCCUCAAUCUCGAUACAAAUCAUUUCCUCCGAAGACUUCGAGAAAAUCACCCAACUUAUUGAUGCGAACAAGGAAUACUUCAAGAAGGCCGAGAAGAGCGUCCAAUCGGCCUAUGAAACCAUUAAUUUCAAUAUUCAAUGGAUUGGUCGCAACGUUCAAGAUAUGAAAUCUCGUUUGCAUGAUCGCCUGUCUCUUAUGGGUCUACUUGAACGUGUUGCCGUUGAUGCAUAG